UUGGUAAUGCAUCACUUUAGUACUGCCUUUUCUUGAAUUCAAAGGAGGAUGAUGAGGAUUUUGGUUGGCAAGGAAGAAGGCAUAUAUCUAAAGAGGAGAGAGAGGAGAGAAGAUAUUUUCAAUUGUUUGGUUCCUUGUGAUUUUUGCCAUUUUGAUAUAUAUUUUUUCUCUUUAAAUGACAGAUUCAAAAUUUUAUAUUGUUUUCUCUGUUCUACCAUAAUUAUAGGUAGAGACGGACAACAUUUGGAUUGAAGCCUAUUUUAGGACUUAAUUGUGCUAUGAAGAUUUGUACAAUAAAGUAAAACACAUGCACUUUGUCAUGUGUUAGGUUAUAUGAUUUCAAUUUCUUGGUCCAUCAUCAUUCUCUGAUGAUCUUUUUCUGUAAAGGAGGACAUCUAUCGGAGCCGAACGAACAUAAAUCUCUCGACCAAAGAGGGUCGGAAAGCAACUCGCCGUUUCUUCCACCUUUGCCAAAGAUUCAAUGGAACAACAAGGAGAAAGCAGCCCACAUGGUUUCCAAGCCAGGAACCACUUUCCACAUCCUCUUCCACUGCCCUUAUCCGUCAGCAAAGCACCUAACAAUUCUCUUCACCAUCAGCAACCCCAAAAAGCAGCACACGAGCCUCCAACCGCACUUAGUUUUCUUCUUCAAAGCAUGGAAUAUAUCCAUUGAUUAAUCAUUCUGAUUAGUUUGAUCAGGCCUUGGGCAUUAAGGAAGUGAAGGUUAAUCUCAGGGUUUACAUUUUAUGCAGACACCAAGGCAUGGCUCACUUGCAGAUUGUGCCAGCAGGGAGCAAGCCUGUGGAGGCUCAGUUUGUGGAGAUGAAGGUCCCCCUCUACUCUUAUGGCUGCGAGAAGAAGGUCAAGAGGGCACUGUCUCAUCUUAGAGGAAUUCAUUCAGUACGCGUGGAUUACGAGUUGCAGAAGGUGACGGUUUGGGGAAUUUGCAAUAAGGAUGAUGUUCUCGCCACCGUCAAGAAGAAGAGGAGGGAGGCACGAUUCUGGGACCAAUCGUUGGAGUGUGAUCAGGCAGCACCACCUUCGGAGGAGGUGGAGGAAGAAGAUGACAAAGAGAUUCACCAUGUUUCGUCGCGUCUUUCAGCCAUAAAAGGCUUCAAAUUCAAAAGAUCAUGGAAGAAGUUGUUCCCUCUACUCGUGUAACAUCUUUAAGCUUCAUGUGUGUUUAUUCAAGAAAAAUGGUCUACUCGCCAUUAUGUACAUAUAACCAAUAAAAUUUACAUAUGGAUACUUAUUUCCAUAGCGUGUUGUUCA
This is a messenger RNA of Zingiber officinale, 1272 nucleotides long. RefSeq names its product heavy metal-associated isoprenylated plant protein 30-like. The record is from RefSeq and is a predicted model, not a curated record. NCBI's taxonomy places the organism in Eukaryota, Viridiplantae, Streptophyta, Magnoliopsida, Zingiberales, Zingiberaceae. The transcript is spliced from 3 exons. Gene Ontology annotation, molecular function: metal ion binding. The coding region runs from base 763 to 1161 and encodes 132 amino acids.